Messenger RNA from Diachasma alloeum, 524 nucleotides. Its product is annotated as chymotrypsin inhibitor. The record is from RefSeq and is a predicted model, not a curated record. The coding region runs from base 90 to 335 and encodes 81 amino acids. Lineage: Eukaryota; Metazoa; Arthropoda; Insecta; Hymenoptera; Braconidae. The transcript is spliced from 3 exons.
AUCACGCUUUCGUGAUUUUUCUGACUGAUUAUAAAAUCGGUUUCUACUAGCUGGCGGCAUCACAGUGGAACUUUGCAAAGACAUCGAACAUGUUUCGCGUUGGGUUUUACUUAAUUCUGGCUGUUGCAAUUGUCGGUAUCGCCGGCAUAAGUGCUCAGGAGUGUCCUCCGGGUGAAUUCUUCAACCCUUGCGGCAGCUGUUUUCCCACUUGUCCCGAACCCGUAAUCGAGGGCUGCACGGCAGUGUGUCGACAACGCUGCUACUGCAACGAGGGAUUGAUCAGAUUGACGCACAAUGGCCCUUGCGUCCAACCCAGUGAAUGCCCGCCAAGAUAAAGUUCGAGGCUACUACUAACUAGGCUUUAAUUUUCAUAUUUUCAAUGACUCCACUGAUAAUUACAUGAAUUUAUAUAAAUGUCUGUGAUCAGUCCCACUUUUCACGGUGGACAAAAAACUCUAGUGAAAUGAAAAAGUUUGUGAUAAAAACAAAAUUGAAAUAAUUUUAUAUAUUCAUGCUUGCGGCCC